Messenger RNA from Saxophila tyrrhenica, 1707 nucleotides. RefSeq lists its product as uncharacterized. The transcript is spliced from 6 exons. The record is from RefSeq and is a predicted model, not a curated record. The coding region runs from base 1 to 1707 and encodes 568 amino acids. Gene Ontology annotation, molecular function: NADP binding; N,N-dimethylaniline monooxygenase activity; flavin adenine dinucleotide binding. Lineage: Eukaryota; Fungi; Ascomycota; Dothideomycetes; Mycosphaerellales; Extremaceae.
AUGGGCUCCAUUGGCGAAGAGCCGAAGGUCGAACGCAUCAUCAAAACCGACCUCCACCAGUACGGCAGAAGAAAGCGAACAGAUGGGCCUUACGCAGACAAUCUAAAUCUUGACUGCCUGAUCGUGGGCGCGGGCUUUGGUGGUGCCUACAGUCUCCACGAGCUUAGGAAGCAAGGGUUCAAUACUGUGCUGUACGACGCUGGCACGAGCUUCGGCGGGACAUGGAGAUGGAACUGCUACCCGGGUGCUCGCGUAGACAGCCCAGUGCCUAUCUAUGAACUCGCCAUCCCAGAAGUCUACAAAGAUUGGACAUGGUCGACCAAUUAUCCCGACUGGCGCGAGCUUCAGGGCUACUUUGACCACAUGGACAGAGUCCUCAAUCUGAGCAAGGACUGCGCCUUCGAGACCGUGGUCACAAGCGCAGAGUUUGACAAGGACUCUGGCAAGUGGACGGUCAAGACGGCUGAUGGUCGGUCUGCCACAGCGACGUAUCUGAUUGUAGCUGCUGGGUUUGCGGCCAAAAGAUAUAUCCCCGAUGUGCCUGGACUCGAUAGCUUCAAGGGAGAGAUUCACCACUCCUCCUUCUGGCCGCAAGAAGGAGUCGACUUCACGAACAAGCGAUGCGCCGUCAUUGGUACUGGAGCGUCCGGCGUCCAGAUCAUCCAAGAGAUGGGCGCCAAAGCCUCCCAGCUCACAGUCUAUCAGCGCACACCUAAUCUCGCCUUGCCUAUGGGCCGCCGCGAUUUGACCGCCGAAGAGCAGAACCAGCUCAAGCCCUUUUAUCCCGAGAUCCAUGCUAUGCGAGAGCGAUGCUUUGCUGGGUUCCACUACGACCUGAACGAGAAGAACACUUACGACGAUACGCCCGAGGAGCGCGAGGCAUUCUUCGAGACACUGUGGAAGCAGCAGGGUUUUGCUCUGUGGCUUGGCGGCUAUAAAGACUAUUUGUUCGUCGACAAGUGCAACGAUGAGGCAUACAACUUCUGGCGGAAGAAGCAGUCACAACGUGUUAAGAAUCCGGAGAAGAAGAAGAUUCUGUUCCCAGAGCAGAAGCCACAUCCGUUUGGUGUGAAGAGGCCUUGUUUGGAGCAGAACUACUACGAAACCCUCGACCGUGACAACGUUGAUUUAGUCGACAUCAACGAGAAGAACGGCUCGCCCAUCCAAAAGUUCACCGAAAAGGGCAUCGUCACUGAUGGCGUCGAGCGCGAAUUCGACAUUAUCUGCCUCGCCACCGGCUUUGAUGUUGUAACAGGCGGAAUGACCAGCAUGGGCCUCAAAUCCGUCAACGGAACGUAUCUCCAGGACGAGUGGAAAGACGCUGCAAACACCUUCCUAGGCACCACCAUCGCUGGAUACCCUAAUUUGUUUCAUCUCUACGGCCCUCAUGGUCCGACACUGUUGUCCAACGGCCCAAGCAGCGUAGAAAUUCAGGCUCGCUGGAUCAGAGACGCCAUCACCAAGGCGCAUCGUCAGGGCUUGAAAUAUGUCAACCCGACGAAGGAGGCGAGCGACAAGUGGAAGCAGCGAAUCAACGAUUUGGCCGCACCGACGUUGUUCCCGACGACCAGAAGCACGUACAUGGGCGGUAGUGUGCCCGGCAAGGCGUUCGAGAUGACUUGUUAUGCUGGGGGUGUGAAUGCUUACGGUCCGGAAAUUCGAGGGUAUCUUGACACAUGGAAUGGGUUUGAGACUGUUGCGGCAUAG